AUGGAGUAUAUAAUCUAUAAGCAUUGCCUGAGUUAUUGCGCAGAUCAUUUGCAAGGCUUUGCAGCUGAGGGACUACCAGCCAGGAUUGAGGGCAUCACAAAGUUCCUGGACCCCACCAUCAUGAUCUCCCAACUCUUUCUAGUUUUGGUUCUGGCUAAUGCAACCUUGGGCAAAGUGAGCUCAAACUUCAAUGACUGUCGUGGUCAGUUCUACGUUAGUACACCCCCUGUGGGAUUCACCAGCCUGCCAGGUUCCAUCGCCCCUAUCUGCCAGAUGUACGAGAACUACAACAAUCCUUUCUUUGCAUCGCUGUAUCAUAAGGGUUACCGAUACCCUCUGUACUCUGCUUAUAUCCUGGACAGCCGACCAGGGGAUGCUACAGGAGCCAGUCAGACCUUUCGACUAGAGCCACAGCUGGUGGACACCAGGCUUCCCCAGCAAAUAACCCUUCAGCCUCAGACGGAAACAGCUAUCCGCAACCUCGGCCUCUCCGGAGUUCCUGUUGACCUCAUAAAAAACAACCAAGCCAUCAACUCCGAUUAUACAGGAAGUAACUACCACAAGGGCCACCUAAACCCCAACGCUGACCACCCUGAUGGGCCCGGGCAACUGGUCACCUAUACCCUGACCAACGUAGCGCCCAUGUAUGGGUCCCUGAACAGCGGAGCUUGGCGGGCCAAUGAGAAGAGAGUGAAGGAUAUUGCAGCCACCUGUGGCAGGAUGUACGUGAUAACCGGUGCGGUGCCAGGAAACAACUGGAUUGCGGUCAACGGCGUCCAAAGAGUCAACAUUCCCAGUCACAUCUGGAGCGCCUUCUGCUGCCUGAACAACAACAACCAGCCAAUCAGAGCCGAAGGGUCCCUGGCACCAAAUAAUGCCAACACGGUAGAGUCUGGAAUCACUAUUGCCAACCUGCAGACCAAGUUGAGAUCCCUUCUGGGAGUCAGCGUGACGCUGUUCCAAAACAACUGCAGUUAAAGUGUGCAAUGU
Pseudophryne corroboree (corroboree frog) is the source of this 990-nucleotide messenger RNA. RefSeq names its product endonuclease domain-containing 1 protein-like. Lineage: Eukaryota; Metazoa; Chordata; Amphibia; Anura; Myobatrachidae. The record is from RefSeq and is a predicted model, not a curated record. The transcript is spliced from 2 exons. Gene Ontology annotation, molecular function: nucleic acid binding; hydrolase activity; metal ion binding. The coding region runs from base 1 to 978 and encodes 325 amino acids.